Molecule: messenger RNA, 2149 nt
Organism: Sceloporus undulatus (fence lizard)
Lineage: Eukaryota; Metazoa; Chordata; Lepidosauria; Squamata; Phrynosomatidae
Gene: TKT
Product: transketolase
Biological process (GO): ribose phosphate biosynthetic process; pentose-phosphate shunt, non-oxidative branch
Cellular component (GO): endoplasmic reticulum membrane; extracellular exosome
Molecular function (GO): transketolase activity; thiamine pyrophosphate binding
Source: RefSeq, a predicted model, not a curated record
GCUGCUGCUGUUCCUCUUUCUCUGCCGGCGGGCCAGUCGCCUCCUCCUCCUCCUGCUGCUGCUGCUCCUUCUGCUGCUCCUGCUCCGCUGCCUCCUCCUUCGCCGGCCAUGGAGGACUACCACAAGCCCGACCAGCAGACCCUCCAGGCCCUCAAGGACGCCGCCAACCGGCUCCGCAUCAACUCCAUCAGGGCCACCACCGCCGCCGGCUCCGGCCACCCUACAUCAUGUUGCAGUGCGGCAGAAAUUAUGUCGGUGUUGUUUUUUCAUACCAUGAGAUACAAACCACAGGAUCCCAGAAAUCCCAACAAUGAUCGAUUUGUUCUUUCUAAGGGCCAUGCAGCACCCAUCCUGUAUGCUGUCUGGGCUGAGGCAGGUUUCAUCCAUGAAUCAGAACUGCUAAACCUGAGGAAAAUCGAUUCCAUUUUGGAAGGCCACCCUGUACCAAAACAAGCAUUCAGUGUGGCUACUGGAUCACUUGGCCAAGGACUUGGUGCUGCAUGUGGUAUGGCCUACACAUGGGAAUACUUUGACAGAGCCAGCUACCGCGUUUAUUGUGUCCUUGGAGAUGGAGAAUUAUCUGAAGGUUCAGUUUGGGAGGCAAUGGCAUUUGCUGGGUUCUACAAGUUGGAUAAUUUGGUUGCUAUUCUUGACAUUAACCGACUUGGACAAAGUGAACCUGCUCCACUACAGCAUCAUGUUGAAAUCUACCAAAAACGCUGUGAAGCCUUUGGCUGGCAUGCUAUCAUUGUUGAUGGACACAGUGUGGAAGAGCUAUGCAAAGCCUUCGGCCAGGCAAAGCACCAGCCAACAGCGAUUAUUGCUAAGACUUUUAAAGGCAAAGGAAUAACAGGUAUUGAGGAUAAGGAAAACUGGCAUGGCAAGCCUCUUCCCAAAAACAUGGCUGAACAGGUCAUCCAAGAGAUUGAUAACAAAAUCCAGAACAAGAAAAGGCUUUCUCCAGCCCUUCCGCAAGAGGAUGUCCCUAUUGUUAAUAUCAAAAACAUAAAGAUGCCAUCCCCACCGAACUACAAGAUGGGAGAGAAGUUUGCUACCCGCAAAGCUUAUGGAUUGGCUCUUGCAAAACUGGGCCAUGCCUGUGACCGUGUGGUUGCUCUGGAUGGGGAUACAAAAAAUUCUACUUUCUCUGAGCUCUUCAAAAAAGAGCACCCCAGCCGCUUCAUUGAGUGCUACAUUGCUGAACAAAACAUGGUGAGUGUUGCUGUUGGUUGUGCCACCCGUGACAGAAACAUUGUCUUUGCUAGCACCUUUGCCACAUUCUACACCAGGGCAUAUGAUCAGAUCCGUAUGGCAGCCAUUUCAGAGAGCAACAUCAAUCUCUGUGGAUCUCACUGUGGUGUGUCCAUUGGCGAAGAUGGGCCUUCGCAGAUGGGUCUGGAAGACUUGUGCAUGUUCCGUGCCAUUCCUAACUCAACCGUGUUUUACCCCAGUGAUGCUGUUGCCACUGAAAAGGCAGUAGAAUUGGCUGCAAAUACAAAGGGUAUCUGUUUCAUAAGGACCAGUCGUCCAGAAAAUACUGUGAUUUAUGGCAGCAAUGAGGACUUCCAUGUUGGACAAGCCAAGGUGGUAUUCAAGGGUAAGGAUGACCAGGUCACAGUUAUUGGAGCAGGAGUGACCCUGCAUGAGGCAUUGGCUGCAGCUGAACAAUUAAAGAAAGAAAAAAUGCCCAUCAGAGUGAUUGACCCAUUCACUAUCAAACCUCUGGAUAAGAAAACUAUACUUGAAAAUGCAAGAGCAACCAAAGGCAGAAUUAUCACUGUGGAAGACCAUUACUAUGAAGGUGGUAUUGGAGAAGCUGUCUCUGCUGCUGUGGUGGGAGAGCCAGGGAUCACAGUCACCCGCUUGGCUGUGUCCCACAUACCAAGAAGUGGAAAGCCAGCUGAGCUGCUUAGGAUGUUUGGCAUUGAUAAGGAAGGCAUCAUCCAGGCAGUGAAGAUUGCAGUGUCCAAAUCUAGAAAUGCAGAAUAGCUUGAAUCAUAUUCCUAUUGUGCUAUGAUGGAACAGUGUUUGAGGUUUAAAACAAACAAACAAAAUACUGUAACGUUCAAACAUGUGUUUCAAAUUAUAUGCAGAGAGUUUUAAUAAAAGAGCCGUCUAAUGAAAAUAAAAGCUUGGGGAAUAAAACAAU